CUCCUGGAAGUUGUCAUGGAGAUAGACCCGUCCCAGGCGUCUGCUCUCGGGAUUGUUGCCAUGGAGAUCCCUGCUCGAGGUGAGCUCUCGGCAGUGCAGGAGGACGAGAGCAGCACGCAACUAGGGUUCGAGAAGCGAAUUCAGGACCUUGGAGAGCAGCGGCGCCAAGGACCCCCUUUCAACCAAGGGAACUACUACAUGCUUAUAGUGAUAGGAGAGAUAGCGACAGACCACCAGCUGCAACGCGCUAGAGACCAAGUUGAGCGGGGGAUUCGCUCCUGGGACAUCAGCCUCAAGUCAUGUGACCUGGACCAGCAGUUGCAGCUAUUUGUGACGCGCCACUCCGCCCAGUUCUCUGCAGAGGUCAGAGGGCAAAGGACUCUCCACCACAAGAGUGAUGUCCUAGAGACAGUCGUGUUGGUCAACCCAUCAGAGGAUACAGUUACUUCAGAGAUCCAGUCUCUAGUCACAGACUCAGCAGGACACAAACUCCUGGUCCUGAGUGGGCAGAACUCCGACCACGGUGACCUGCUUCUCCAAAGUGGGGUUUUCACCUAUAAGAGCUUCUCACAAGUCUUUGCUGAUCCUGGGGUCAGUGAUUUGCUGGGCGAAGCAGCCCCCAAGCAGCGGGCCACACUCACUGUGUCCUGCCGAUCGGAGGUGGGUUGGAGCUCCCUGGGUCAGCAGCAGCACUUACGGGAGUUCCUUGAGUACAGACUGAACACUGAGCCUGUGCUCCCCAAGAUGGAGGGAGUCACAGAGUUCACGGAGUACAUCUCCGAGACGGUGGAUGUACCUUCUCCCUUUGACCUCCUGGAGCCGCCCACAUCUGGAGGCUUCCUGAAACUGUCCAGGCCCUGUUGUUACAUCUUCCCUGGGGGGAGGGGCGACUCGGCCCUGUUUGCGGUCAAUGGCUUCAACAUCCUAGUGGAUGGAGGCUCUGAACGUAAAUCAUGCUUCUGGAAGCUGGUCAGACACUUGGACCGCAUCGACUCAAUUCUACUCACUCACAUUGGUGCAGACAAUCUGCCAGGCAUCAACGGGCUCCUUCAGAGGAAAAUAGCAGAGCAGGAAGAGGAGCAGUCACAAGGCUCAACCACCUACAGUGAUUGGAUGAAGAACCUGAUCUCUCCAGAGCUUGGUGUGAUCUUCUUCAAUGUACCCGAGAAGCUACGUAUGCCAGAAUCAAACCUAAAGGUCAAGCGCAGCAUCGAGGAGGCCUCCCUCACGCUGCAGUACCUCAACAAACUGGGAAUCAAGCCGGAGCCUCUCUGUAGACUGGUCAGCAACACUAUUGAGCCUUUCACUCUUUUCCAUAAGAUGGGGGUGGGCAAGUUAGACAUGUAUGUUCUGAACCCCGUCAAGGAUAGUAAGGAGAUGCAGUUUCUCAUGCAGAAGUGGGCUGGUAACAGCAAGGCCAAAACAGGCAUUGUGCUCCCCAAUGGAAAAGAGGGAGAAAUAUCUGUACCUUACCUGACGUCAGUUACAGCAUUAGUCGUGUGGCUUCCUGCCAAUCCUGCCGAAAAGAUUGUCAGAGUGCUGUUCCCUGGAAACGCACCACAAAACAAAGUCCUGGAGGGACUAGAGAAAUUAAAGCACCUUGACUUCUUGCGAUACCCAGUAGCCACACAAAAAGACAUAGCCUCAGGGGCUCCUCCCUCUGUUGUAAAACAGACAAAGUUAAAGCAAAGGACAGACAGCAAAGAAAGUCUGAAAUCAUCUCCCAAGACUACAAAACCCCUUAAGAAAGAAGCAGAUGAUGAGGUAUCGGCAGUCACGGAGGCAACGAGUGACUUUGUAAAGGAGAACAAGAUAGAGAAAAAGGAGAAGAAACUUAAAGAGAAUGAAAAACCCACAAAAAUAAUCAAAUCCAAGACUGAUGCACCAGAAAAGAAAAAACUAUUGAAGGAGAAAUCCUUGAGAAAACAUUCAAAGGAAAGGGCAUCCAAGAUGGAUGAGAAAAAAGACAAGGAAAAGAAAGAGAAAGUCAAGAAAGUUGACACAGCUAAAAAAGAAGAGAGAAAAGACUCCAAAGUUGACAAGAAAAAAGAUGCGUCUAAGUCAGAGUUGAGAAAGAUAACAAAACCUGACUUAAAACCCCUCACACCAGAGGUCAGAAGGACCCUGCACAGGGCAAAAGUGUCAAGUAAACCCAAAACCGACAAAAGCAAAGGCAAAGCGGCCAAGGCAGCGCCGGCUGAACCCAAACCGGAGGAACCAGCAGCAGAGAACAUUCAACCUGAGCCACUACAGAAUGGGGGUAUUGAGGGCAUAUCUGCUUCCUCCACUCCAGAAGAUCUUACCAAGGACUUUGAGGAGUUAAAACAAGAUGAGGUAUCAUCAGAGCCACCAGAGAGUGCAGUGGAGACACCAGCAGAGGAAAGCAUGGCCGAAUCCCCUACCCAGGAGGUGGAGAAAGAACAGGAAACCGUCUCGAAAACUCCACCAGGCACAACGUCUCCUGAGAAGGGAGUAAUGGAAGUUGAAACUGAGUCUCAAAGCAAAGAGGACAAAUUAACACAAGAGCAUAAAGAAGAAUUACAAGCAGAGAAAGUGGAACUAUGUGAGGAUGAGGGAGCUGCAGUUGAAGAUGAGGAGAAGGAAGAAAAAGAAGGCCCGAUUGCAGAGAGGAAAACAUUUCAGGAAGAGGAAGAUAUGGGGAUAGGGGAGGAAGAAGAUGAUGUUAAAGAUGAUGUGAAGGAUAAUGAACUAGACAGGAAACACGAGGUGGAGGAAAUGGAAAAGUUGAAAAGCCCACAGAUAGCGGUAACAAAAGAGGAAAGCAGAAGAGCUUCAUCCCAGGAGGAGGAACAGGAAGAAGAUGGACAUGUUGUUGAAAAGGCCGAGCUGGAAAAGGUAGAAGUUCUAGACAUGAUAGCAGAUGAAGAGGUCAAAAUCAAACCUGAAGCGGGAGAGAAAGAAACAUUGGCCAAGAAUGGGGAAAGCAAAGCAGUUAAACAUACUCCUGGAGCUAAAGAGGAGGAUGAGGCAGAUGAAGAGGGCUACGUGUCAAAUGUGGGAGGUGCUACCGUCGACAUAGUGUCAACACUGCAAGGAACUGCUGCAGCCGAGCCCAUCUCCUUCAUUCAAGACGAAACCAUUCCAGGCCAGUCUGAAACUGAACAGACCAUCUCUGAUGAGGAAGUUCACGAAGAGGCUGAUGACAGGAUACUAAACCUCCAAUACGAAGUGGGUGCAUAUGACAUCUCUGUCCCAGAUCAGACAGGCUCCUUUGACACCAUCCAUGGGAUGAAGGAGAUGCAAGCAUCAGCUAUGGCUGAUGUAACAGCCAAAGGUUUUAUUUGUGGACAGGAGCAAGUAUCGGUAUUCACUAACAUCAUUGCUGCUCCCUUGGCUGAGGAGGAACAUGUUUCCUCAGCCACAUCCAUCACAGAGUAUGAUAAAUUGUCCUCCUUCCCCACCUCUAUUGCAGAGGACCAAUCAGUGGCCUCUGUCGCUUCACCUCAGACUGAGGAAACAGGCAAAAGCUCUCUGCUUCUUGACACUGUUAAUAGCGUUCCCCUGGCAAUUCCAACGGAGGCCACACAUGGGAAAGAACAUUUACACUCUGCUGGGACCAUCUCACCAACAUCGUCCUUAGAGGAAGACAAGUACAUGAAGUCAGUUCCAUCCGAAGAGUGCCUGUCGGUUAUCUCUGAUUUGAAGACAGAGGCUAAGGUCAUCAAGGCUCAUGAGGAAGAGGAAGAAGCUCAGGACCAAACUCUGAACGUUGACAUUUCACUUGGGGAGAGCUAUGCCUCCCCUCAAAUGCUCCGGGAUAGAGAUAGGGAUGUGGAACAGCUCCCUGCUUCUGAGGCUCCUGUCUCCAAACUUGUUCAGGAUUUGAAGCAGGAUCACAUACCAGUUGAGGAGGUACAACUCUUUAAGUCCAAAGACGACAUCUUAACAGUGGUGCCUUCAAAACCCCUUUCACCCCCACCCUCUUUCUCAACGCCUUUUAGGUCAGACUCAAUUACUUCGGAAGGUGAAGAGCGAUGCUGCAGUCCAGACGAUAGCACUGUGAAAAUGGCCUCCCCCACACAAUCUUCCCACCCCAGUGCAACCAGCUCUCCAACUCACUCUCCUCUUCAUCAGUCGCCUGUGGAGGAAAAGACCCAGGACUUCCCAGGACUGGAGCAUCAAACACAGGGGGACCUUCAUGAUUCUGCCACCAAAACAGAAGAUAAGGAUGCAAAGAAAGAUAAACCGGAAAAAGAAGAUAAAUUGGAUAAGAAUGAAAAAUUGGAUGCUGACAUCAAGAAAGUUGAGUCGGACCUACUACCAUCGGUGGAGAAAUCAUUUCGAAAAGACUUGCCCAUUACAAAAGCGGAAGAAAAAGAUGGUCUCUCUCCUUCCAAAGGUGAGAUGGAACAGGAACCGGAGACAACUCCUCUUACCUCUGAGCCAGUCACAGGCAAAGACGAAGCUUCCAUAUCAGGAAAGGAAUCUCUGACAGUAGACAUUUCUAGUGGUAAGGCUAUACUCAAACACAGUGACGAGGAAGAUGAUGACCAUCAACAGAAAGAAUCCAAAGUGUGCUGUAAGGCUAAAUUCCCAAAGGGGAAGGAGAGUAGUUUCUUAGAUUAUGACGAUGGUGAGGAUGAUGAUAACGAUAAUGUAAAGCCCAUCAAACAGGACAUGAAGGAGAAGGAUACAGAAAAAAAUGACACACAUGAGGCUAAAACUAUCAAGGAAGAGAAAGAGGAGAAAGAAAAACAAGACGUGUUUGAAGCUGAAACCAUCAAGGAAGAAAAGAAAGAAACAUAUAAAAUUGGUACAACUGAAGUUACUACUGAAGCUGAGCCCAUCAAGGAAGAUAAAGAUGAGAAAGUGAAGGAAAAAGAUUACAUUCAUGAAGCUGAACCCAUCAAGGAAGAGAAGAAAGAAACAGAAAAGGUUGGUACAACUGAAGCUGAACCCAUCAAGGAAGAGAAGAAAGAAACAGAAAAGGUUGGUACAACUGAAGCUGAACCCAUCAAGGAAGAGAAGAAAGAAACAGAAAAGGUUGGUACAACUGAAGCUGAACCCACCAAGGAAGAGAAGAAAGAAACAGAAAAGGUUGGUACAACUGAAGCUGAACCCAUCAAGGAAGAGAAGAAAGAAGCAGAAAAGGUUGGUACAACUGAAGCUGAACCCACCAAGGAAGAGAAGAAAGAAACAGAAAAGGUUGGUACAACUGAAGCUGAACCCAUCAAGGAAGAGAAGAAAGAAACAGAAAAGGUUGGUACAACUGAAGCUGAACCCACCAAGGAAGAGAAGAAAGAAACAGAAAAGGUUGGUACAACUGAAGCUGAACCCAUCAAGGAAGAGAAGAAAGAAGCAGAAAAGGUUGGUACAACUGAAACUGAACCCAUCAAGGAAGAGAAAAAGAAACAGAGAAGGUUGGUACAACUGAAGCUGAACCCAUCAAGGAAGAUAAAGAUGACAUUCAUGAAGCUAAACCCAUCAAGGAAGAGAAGAAAGAAACAGAAAGGUUUGGUACAACUGAAGCUGAACCCAUCAAGGAAGAGAAGAAAGAAACAGAAAAGGUUGGUACCACUGAUGCUGAACCCAUCAAGGAAGAUAAAGAUGGCAUUCAUGAAGAUAAACCCAUCAAGGAAGAGAAGAAAGAAACAGAAAAGGUUGGUACAACUGAAGCUGAACCAAUCAAGGAAUAUAAAGAUGAGAAAACCCAUCAAGGAAGAUAAAGAUGAGAACGUGAAGGAAAAAUAUGACAUUCAUGAAGCUGAACCCAUCAAGGAAGAGAAGAAAGGAACAGAAAAGUUUGGUACCACUGAAGCUGAACCCAUCAAGGAAGAGAAGAAAGAAACAGAAAAUGUUGGUACCACUGAUGCUGAACCCAUCAAGGAAGAUAAAGAUGGCAUUCAUGAAGAUAAACCCAUCAAGGAAGAGAAGAAAGAAACAGAAAAGGUUGGUACCACUGAAACUGAACCCAUCAAGGAAGAUAAAGAUGAGAAAGUGAAGGAAAAAGAUGACAUUCACGAAAUGGAACCCAUCAAGGAAGAGAAGAAAGGAACAGAAACGUUUGGUACCACUGAAACUGAACUAAUCAAGGAAGAUACAGAUGAGAAAGUGAAGGAAAAAGAUGACAUUCAUGAAGCUGAACCCAUCAAGGAAGAUAAAGAUGAGAAAGUGAAGGAAGAAGAUGACAUUCAUGAAGCUGAACCCAUCAAGGAAGAUAAAGAUGAGAAAGUGAAGGAAAAAGAUGACAUUCAUGAAGCUGAACCCAUCAAGGAAGAUAAAGAUGAGAAAGUGAAGGAAAAAGAUGACAUUCAUAAAGCUGAACCCAUCAAGGAAGAGAAGAAAGAAACAGAAAAGGUUGGUACAACUGAGGAAGAUGGUACAACCAAGGAAGUUGGUACAACCAAGGAAGAGAAGAAGGAAAUGGACAAAGAGAAAGAUGAUACUUGUGGGGCUGAGCCCAUCAAAGAGGAGGAGAAUGAGAAGGAAAAAUAUGAUACCUUUGAGUCUGAACCUACGAAAGAAGAAAAACAGAAAGAAAUAGGGAGUAUAGUCACUUCUAAAGAUGAGCUAAGCUCUUGUAUCUCUACCUCUAAAGUGGAGCCAGCCUCAGACUCCACCACUACAGAAAAAAUAGAGCAAGAGAAAGAUAACUUUGUGGCUGAACCCAUGAAAGCUGAGAAGGAUGACACUUGUAAGACUGAUGCCAUCAAGGAAGAAAAGAUGGCGACAGAACAUCCUCUUCAGUCUGAACCAAUGAAAGAAGAGGAAAGAGAAAAAGAGAGAGAUACUUUUGACAGUGAACCGACUAAAGGAGAGCACAGAGAGAAAGAAAAGGAUGAUACAUGUAUGGUGGAAUCCACCACGGGGGGCAAGAAAGAAAAAGACGACAAUACAUGUUUUGAGAUUGAAGUGAGCCAGGAAGAGAGGAUAGAGAAAGAUGAUACUUAUGUGGCUGAAUUCAGUAAAGAACAGAAGAUGGAAAAGGAGCAAGAAAAAGAAGAUAGUGAUUUCGAAGACAUCAACGAUGAGGAAAGAGAGGAAGAUGGAGAUGACAGUUAUGGAGCUGAACCCAUAAAAGGAGACGAAAGAGCAAAAGAAAGUGAAACAGCUGACACAGUCAACUAUGAAAUGAGUGUGAAAGAGGCAGGAAAAUAUGGUUCUCAUGAGAUUGAACCUACUAGAGAGGAGAAAUGGGAGAAAGAGAAAAAGGAGGUGCAAGAGAAAGAUCUAAAAGAGGCUUUACAACACAGCGUGCAGACAGCAAUGAUAGAAAAGGUAGAGGUGACUUCUGCGACAAAGCUUGAACCUACAUUUCAGGUUCAGUACUCAGACGGAGAUGAGGAAGAUGAGGAGGAAGAUGAAGAGGAAUCCAUUUGCAUGGGUGGUGCAGGCUCAAGACCUUUAUCAGUGGAACCUAGACAAUCAGAACACGAGAUCAUCUCUCAAGACCUGCUCUCCACUCAGUCAUCAGAGAAUGUGCUUAGUGACCAGAUGAAGGACAGCCACUCUGAACAGACCACUGGGCUUGUGUCUACAUUACCAAAAUGGGAGACCUCUCCUGAUAAAGACCUCAAAGAGCAGCAUAAAGAGCGACAACAUAGACUCUGCCCUGAACUAGAAAAGGACAUCAAGACAACUGAGACCAAAUCAGCAACCCAUCCCAGUGAAGAGUCCACCAUUGGUUUCCCUACCUUGAAACCAGUCUCUGCUAUGCCUACCACCAAAUUAGAGCCAGCCUCUGACUCCACCACUACAGACAAACAGUCUAUAGGUUCAACACUAUUAAGCACUGACAGCAAGGCCAGUGUGACGGUAUCCACCCAGCAUGAAACACUGCUGCUAUCUAUGACAACAAGUAAAGAAGCAUCUAAUACGGAUGAAAAGACAAAGCAUGUUUCUCCAAAAGAAGAUGAGAAACCAGGCAAGGAAGCUGAGAUGGAAAUUGAAAAAGAGCGGUGUGUUGCUUCCCCAGAGCAUGCACAACCUUGUUCAUAUCUUGUCUUGGAUAAAGAUUCUGAGAAGGUUCCCGAGAAAGUGAGCCACGUCGAAGCCACAAAAGCAGACAGUGCCUCUGAAAAAUUGAAAGGCUUUGACAAAAUAACAACGGAGACUGUCGGUGUGAGCUUGAAAGAGGACCAGGGCCUUGAUGUGUCUAAGUAUGAACCCUAUGAAAAGCCCAUUUCAAAAGAAAAGGAAUCAGAUUAUAAAGAAGACCGUGAGGUAUCUAGAGAGUUUGAUCGGUCAACACAAAUUGGCAUUGAUGAUAAUAGGAACGUUAGCCAGGCAGAUGCUGGUGCAGCUGCAUUCUACUCAGAGGACGAGGAAAAAGAGGAACCGCUGUCAUUCAGCAGAGUUGAUUACACCCCUCCACCUUUCCCCAAGAGCGAGAGAAGUCUCCAUUGCAGCUCAAGUGCCUUCACUGAACACGGUGACAAAGAGAAAGGUCAAGAGGAAGUGAGUGAUAGGAAGGAGGGGCAAUCUACACCACACGUGGAAAACAGCUUUAUGUAUAUAGAGACUCAAGACAACAAGACCACCCCAGCAGCAGAGCAAUACUCAUUUGCUUUCAGUCUCAAAAAAGAUAAACCUGAGAAAGUUGAGAAGGAUGAAAUGAAGGACAAGACUGGAGCAUCUCCCAGUGUAGAGGAGUAUAUACCAGUCCAGUCAGGCAGAAAUGAAACAGCCUCUUACUCAUGGAGUCAAUCCAACACCGAUGCCCAAGCCUCAGCUACAGCCAUGCCCUUUGAAGACGUCCCUGAGAAGCAGACCACAGAGAAAGAGAAGGAAAAAGAUGAGCCAGUGAAAGACUAUAUGGAUUCAUCUGAUAGUGAGAGAGGGGACUCUCCCUGUGGUCGCUACUCACCAACGGAAAAAGACAUGUUACCUCAUCAAGCUUUGCCUAAGGAAAAGGACAAUCAGGCCACUGCUGCCCCCUUGGCCAGAUAUUCAGGACAGCUCCUAGACGAUAAUGUUCUUGCAUCUGAGUGCACUCAAAUUGGAAGCUCUAUCACCAGUAAAUCUACGAUGGGCUAUUCUGAGAGAGAAGGCACUCCGGACAGUGUAGAUAAGAGGCUACUGGUGGUGGGAGAGGAUUAUGAUGAUGAGGAAGAUGAUGCAGAAGAAGAAGCCAGUGAUCUAGAUGUGGAGAAGGGAGUGAGAGAGCAGUCUGAAAAAGAAAUAUGUAAAUCUAUAUUGGAUGAUACCACUACUUCCAAACGUCCUGUGACAAAGGAAGGGGACAAGAAGACCCUCUCACCCGAACCUGAACCCAGCCUCCUCAAAAAGGAGGAGCCUUCCCAUUCAAUGGCCACAAGCAGCCCUCCACCAGCAGAUACUGCAGAUUCCCUUUUGAAGAAUGUAGUUGGUGCCUCGCCACUCCAGUCUGGCAGUUCCACUGCAAUAGAACAAACAGGAUCUGGAGGAUAUCCUUCUGAAUCCUCAGAGUAUUCUGAGGACAGCCAACUGGGGUUAAAGGAGGAGAGGUUUGACAGUCCUGACCCCUCUUUGCGCACCAAGUCCAGUGAAGAUAAACAUUACAGUCAGGGAGACAUUGAAGCUGACAGGCAGAGAACCCCAGAUACCACUAGUAGAAAACCUGAGGAAGAUCCUUCGUGUUACCUCCCAUCUGCCUCAGCUUUUCUAUCAACCAGCCACCAGUUGGGGGAGGAGUUAGAGACCCCCGUCAGAAUGUCUAGUGGCCCCUACAGGACAGAUUCUGAGGGUGCUUCCUUUGAGUAUUCUUUAUUCAAAGAUGAAGACUCCUCAGCCAUGCACUCAACCCUCUCAACCUCAGGGGUCAUGUUAAAGGAUGAGUACCUAGAGCCAUCUGAAAAGCUUGAAAAGCUUGAAACCAAAACCAUAACGUCUGCUGGAGUUUCAGAACCACCAUGUUCCCAGCUGUCCAAACCCACUGAAACCAUAUCCACUUCAAGGGCUUUCUUUGAGGUUUCCCCAUUGCAAAGAGCUGAUUCUUCUGACAGAGAAUCCCAGGGCUCAGCGGUCAGCAAAGAGUCCUACACUUGCAAAAUGGAGGACAGUACUCUUCCAUGCCGCAUUGAAUGCCAGAAAUUUGCAGUGACAGAACAAGAAGAACGCAUGCUGUCCAUGGCUGAGACAUACAUGGUCACUAUUAACUCCAGUACAACCACAACAGUGUCCCAAUCUGAUGGGGUGACAAAACCACGGCAGUCAACUGAAGCCUCUUCCAACGGGGCUACUGAGGUUAGCACAAGUCCCCAAGAAGUCCCCAGUGGAGCUAGCAAAGCCUCUUGUGUCACAACAGCAGACCUGCCUAAAACAGAACAGAAAAAGGAGGAAAAAGAGACAAAGGAUGAGAAAGACAAGAUGGCAAUGAAAGAGGAAGAAAUUAAGGAGAUCAAGGUAGAGACCAUACAGGAGGACACCAAAAUGCCAGAGCAGAAGGAUAAGGAGGAGACAAAACAGAUGGACGAGAAGAAAGAGGUGGCUGGAGAGAAGGAAAAGGUAGAGGAGGAGGAGAAAGUAGAGGAAAAUAAGUUGGAGGAGAAAGAGAAAGACGGGAAGGUAGAGGAGAAGAAAGACAAGACUGUUGAGAAGGAGAGUGAGAAAGAGAUGGAGAGGAAGGAGGGAGAGAAAGAGAAGGUAGAGGAUAAAAAAUCAGAGAAACAGGAAGAAAAGAUUGUCGAAAGGAGGAGGAGUAGCUUAUCUGACUGGGAACUCCUACAAGGGCCGGGCGCAUGCCCAAGUGCCCCUCCUCCAGGCUAUGAAGACGAGGAGGAAGAAGCGUAUGAAAUGGAAAAAACAGAGGAAGAGUAUGUUCAAAAAGAAUGUGUAUCCACAGGUGAGCCCACCCCUCUGUCCACAGCAGAACAUGCCCACCAUACAAAGGCAUCUGCAAAAGCAGAUGGAGAAUCCAGUUGCCCCACUGACUUGCAUAUGGAGGCUACCUCCACCUCCCCCCCUGGCUAUUCCUCGUGUGAAUUCAAACACCGCAAAGGGGAGAUCUCCCCAUCCUUCAUUAACCCCAGUCCACACGCCCUCUCCAGCGAUGAUGGCGAAGAGGACAAAGGGAGUGACCACUCUCCGGAGGGGGAUGAAGAUGACCGGGAGCAACACUCGGUCAAGAGGAGGUCUCACAAGCAGAAGCGACAGCACAUUCAAAGUGGAGCUGCUGGAGCUGGAGCGGGAUCGCACCCAGUUUCCAUGCUUCCUGGUGGCAUGGCAACUGGACUUGGGAUAGUGCUAGCUGGAGAGGAGACGCCCCCCACAUCAGCAAGUGACUCGUUGGCGUCCCAGUCGGACUCUGAUGUACCUCCCGAGACCGAGGAGUGCCCGUCAAUAACCGCAGAGGGGAACCUGGACUCUGACGAAGAUGCAGAACACCUGCCGGUGGAUAAACUAUCUGCCUCCGCCACAGGAGGGGGCACUCAACCCCCUUCGCCCAGAUCAGCUGCGAAGGCCCAUGACCCCCCACCUGCCCCUAUGAAGGAUCCGCUCCCCCACCUGCCUCACCCUGAUGUGUGCAUGGUGGACCCAGAGGCCCUCCCUGACAACCAGAGCAGCACAGAGAAAAUGCUCAAGAAGGACCACAAGACCACCAAGAGCCUGCGGAAGGGCCUGGGCAAGCCUAAGUCUGCGUCGCCAGCCCGGAAGGGGAAGCGGUCUACCACCCCUGCGAAGCAGGCCUCCAAGGAUUCCUCGCCUCGAUCGGUCUCUCUGAGGAGGAGGGACACGGAAAGGAGCUCUAGGCUGACGUGGAUGUCCGAGGGCCAGGGAUCCAAGGUGGACCUACACGCUCCAGGGAAAGGCCUUGUGAAUGGCGUCAAGAGCAAUUUGGGUACCAACUCCCAGAAAUCUAGUUCAGCUGUCCCCCCUGGUCCUCCAAUCUAUGUGGACCUGGCAUACGUGCCCAACCACUGCAGUGCUAAGAACGUGGACCAGGAGUUCUUCAAGCGGGUACGUGCUGCGUACUACGUGGUGAGCGGCAACGACCCAGCUGGUGGAGAGCCUAGUCGUGGAGUCCUGGAUUCCCUGCUCGAGGGAAAGGCCGCGUGGGGCUCUAAUCUACAGGUGACUCUGAUCCCUACUCAUGACACGGAGGUGACGCGGGACUGGUACCAACAGACACAUGAAAAACAGCAGGACCUGAACAUUAUGGUCCUGGCCAGCAGCAGCACAGUGGUCAUGCAGGACGAGUCUUUCCCUGCCUGCAAGAUUGAGUUCUAAGUUCUGCGCCGCUUGCUAUUUUACCCUCCUCCCCUCAUUACUCCAUAUUUGGCAGGUAGAGAGGUCCUUUGCUACUCUCUAUCCCCCCAAAGCCUUCUCUUCUGUCAGCUCUACAUUUUGCUCUCUCAUGGUGUAAGACUCCAUUGCAUUUGCUGUAGUCUUCGGUUGGUGUACUGGCUUCCAACUGGUCAAUGUCACCUGAGAACAGCCACCACUCAGGCAGAAACAUUGAUAUAGGGUCCAUGGUAGCUGUAAAAAGGUGUGCAUUCAUUUCUAGCACGCUUUCGGUUUAAACAACAUACUCGCACGAUAAAACCACCUCUUUCUUUGAUCUUAAUUAAUUUUGCUUUUCACAAAUAACCUCCCCAACACACACAUUUUGUGAUCAUCUGUGAAGAGGGUAAUUCUCAAUAGUUAUUUCAAAGCUUUCCAAUCAUACUGCACCCAAAUCCACAUCUAAAUGGACAACACUUUCCAACCAAAAGAGCCAUCUUAACAAUGUCAACUCCCAGUCAAUGAAGACGGUGCACAGUUGUGCAGUCUUACUGAUCGUCUUAAAUACCCAACAAAAUGAAAUACAAUUUAAAAAUUGCACAUCCAGGAGGGCCAAAGUAAGUGCCAAAACACUUCUGAGGUGUUCAACACUCUCCGAAAUAAGUCCAAAGCCUUUUAAGCGGUGAACAGUUAGUUGAUCUCAAUUGUACACAGACUACGCACAAUGUUGUAUGAUGGUAGUAUUUUUGUAAGUAUCUUAAGUUGAGGCUUUGUUUUUCGAUAUGAGAUCUUAUUCCUGUUUGGAGAUAUCACGUAAGAUGCAGCUUUCUAUUCUAUAGCGUUUGGCUUUCUCAGUACUCUUAAUAACGACGUCAACUGAUGUUCCAACAACAACAACAAUGACUAUACCACAUUGCUUGUCGUGAAGCUUUAUUGAAAGAACAAGCUUUUAUGGGUUAUUUCGCUCAGUGGCUGAAGUAUGACGCUUGCAUUUAGCUCAGACUCCUUCCUUGAAGAGGUAGAGGGUCCUUGACCGUGUGUCUAGUCCUUGCAGUCUCCAAGUAUGGAGUACAAACGUGUUCUGAUACCUAAACGUUUGGCUGGGUGUACGCUAAAGUGAACGUUAUACUGUAGGUGCCGGGCAAUGGGAUGGCAUUUCUAUAUUCACCAUAUCUAAUGGUUCUUUCUAAAUAUCUGAAGUCCUUAUCGUCGUCUUUUGUCGGUUGCAUUAGAUGAAGACUCAAUUAAAAACAUACAGUAUAAACAUUCUAUAUUGAUAUAUGGAGAGAUUGUAUUAGAGGUAUGCUAUUUUGUGAUAACACAGCAGAGGAUGUUAAAUGCAGUUUCCGUGUACAUUUUGACGUUUUCUCCCGCUUAUUUAUAUUGUACUUGUCUGUAAUGAAACGAUUUGAUGAAGCGAUGGAAACUGCAGUGGCCUUCCUCCGUGGAGAAUGUAGCAAUAGAGUCUAUUCCGUCCUUGUGAGACAGGGUUGUGUGGAGGUUGUGUGGGUGUUAUUUUGCAAAAAAUGACUGCGGUGGUAGGCGGUCGCUCUCAUGUGCCUUCUGGUUGCGGUAUAUUGGGCAAGCGAGAAGGAUUAGAGAGGAGUAUGAUAAGGGCUUCCUCUUUCAUACUAUCCAUUGUGGAGCGGUGAACUUGGAUCCAGGGAUAAGUCAAGAAACAGUGGAGAAAAUGCCACACGGACAAAUCGAUAGUCGUUGUCCAGGGAUAUCUAGUUAGCCUCAUAUCCAUAUGGAUGGAUGCUGUAUACGCACAAGGUUGGUAGGUGAAAAGCUAAUUAGCCAGCUUAGCCAGCACAUUUAGAUUCAGUUACUGAUAUGCUGGUCAGCAUUUGUCCCCUAUCUUAAAGUGUCACCCAGCAAAUGUAUCAAACAAUAACAUGAUCAAAGAGCAAGGUAUUGCACCAAGCAAGAAUGCACUUUUCCAGAGGGGGGUUUAGGAGUCGGGCUGCGGUUCUAGUGAGAGAAGCACCGAAAAUAUACAAUUAUCAUUCUUUACCAUAAUGUGAACUAUGGUAGCGUUUGAUUUUAGGACAAGUACCUAGCAAAAGUACUCCAUACUGUAUGUAAAUAAAUAAAUAAAAAAGACUUGUUCUUCAGAAUGAUUUCUUAAUUGAAGAGGUAAAAAAAAUAGAAAAUAACACAGGUAGCUAUUUAUCUAGUAAAAAAAACGGACUUUUGAACCCUAAGAAAAUAUUUAUCAGACGAGCAUGAAUGUGAUGUUGUUGAUUGUAGUGGGUAGAGAUGUGGCAAUGUGUACCACAGGUCAAGUAGCAUUAAGUUGUGUGUUGAAGUAUGUGCAUGAGUGGUACACACGGAGACAGGGUUGGGUUUUGAUGAUGCAUCAUAGUGUUUUUUUUUUAAAUGCCGAGUUAGCCAGUGCGGUGUGUAUUUUUGUUGGUUAAUCAGGAGGUGGAGCUUCUUAAAAUUGUCGCACUGUUCAUUGGAGCUCAUUAUAAAAUCUGAUUCACAUUCAAUUCCAUAGAGCUUAAUCACUUUUUGAUUAAUGUUAUAUUUUUUUCUUACAUUUGAGUUUUUUUUGUUGGUAGUUGUAUUUAUCAAAUUAAUUUACAGUUAUGUAUACAUGAUCAGUAUUAGUAUUAUUAUUAUUUUUUUAAAUUGUUUUUCAAUAUCAGUUACAGUACAUGUAGGACUAACACAAUUAUGAAUGUCUCUUUUGUUUACAUUUCUUAGAUUGUAUUUUCAAAAAGAUUACUGAACAUUUAUUUUAUAAUAAGCGUCUGAUUGUCAUAGAUUUUUUUUUUGCUUAGUGAUUCUUAAAAUGUAAUGUGUUUCUUAUUAGAACUGCUGCGUUGUGUGUUUGGGGCUCCUGAGUUGAGGUCAGAGAGAGUGGACUGAGUGGGGCAGACUGGUAUUGCUGGAGAUACUUGUCUCUGACUCAUAGUCUGCUGCAGAAUCCAAGACUGUAGACAGACAAGACAUCGACCUGCAAGGGGAACACUCUCUCCCUCUAUCGGACCCAGAACCUAAACAGUCUCCUCUUAUAGGCUGAAACCAUUAACCCACAGUCUGCAGCCAUCUUGCGCUAGCCUGGGAAGGAUGCCAUCCUUGUCCUUUUGUUGAACUUACUCAAAUGUGCUUGAAAAUACUGUAUUGUAAGCUGAUAACAGUAUGCAGGAGAGCCUCCCCCAGAUCUGUUCUUAGACCGGCAGCAGAACUAGCCAGACUCGCGCAGCUCCGAGUGAAUGUUUCCUUUCAGUAUUAUUAAGAUACUCAAUGUGUACGCUACAGAUUUAUUAUGCACUGCGAUAGCGUUGAUAUGCAUGUCAUGUUGAAUACUGUUUAGAGUCACCUAGGUUAGAGAGAGGGAGGGCAUGUAUGAAUCAAAUGUAUCAAUACAUUGAUCAAGCAAUCAGCCCAGCCGGCAAAACUAGGCAAUAUAUAUAUUUGGUUCUUAACUGUUUUUUUCUGGUCAAGAAUACAUCAUAAGCAUAAGCUGGUCAGAUUCCAACCAGAUAAAGACAUGUUUUUCCCAGAUGAUAUAUUACAUAUCCCAGGAUAAAAGAGGCCACACUAAGCCUAUGAGAGGUUGUCAGUGAAGGUACAAAUAUAUGGCCGUGGAUAUUUUACAAUAUGCUGCAAGGGUUUCUAAACUGAACUUAUCAAAUUAUACGGUGGUGUACAGACCUAGUACUGUAUGGGUGAGGGAAAUCGGAACCAGGGUCAAGGGUUUUUCUGUUUGGUCUGACAUGUUGUAUUGUCCUCAAGUCUGAGUUUGUUUUUAAUUGUGGUGGAGAAAUCUUGGUGGCUUGAUUUCAAAUACACGGCCUUUAGGAUCAAGCCUCCUGGGGCCUUGGCAGAACGCUGUGAAACUCUCAAUACAAGAAUAUAUACAACAAAUAUGACUUUGCAGGAGCAGAAUGAUCAAAACCUGAAAUAAUAACACUGAAUGUAGGGUUGGUAUUAUUUAUGGGUUGCACCUAGGUUACUCGGUCGCGUCGUUGCCAUUGUUCUCAAUGUUCUACAAAUGCCGCAGCAUAUUGAUGUCCGACUGAUGCUAAAUUAAUGCUCAGUCUUAUCUGGACGGGGGCUAAUGACUUACGUCAAAAUUACACUAUAGUGGCCUGGAAAUACGAUGACAAGAGUAAACAAAUAAUGAUUCGAAAACAACUUUGCCAUCAUUAUGUCUUCUAGUUGACUUUAGAGAGAUGGCAAUGUUGCGAUGAGCUAGCGAAGUUAGUCAGAAAUAGCUAGCAAUGCUAACUUUAACUAGCAAAAAAUGUCAGUGCUCUCCCCUCAAUCCUAACUUCGCUAUAGUUAUACUGCAUCCAAAGUCAAUCUGGCGACAUCACAAUGACGACAAAAAGCUUGUCCUACUCCUUUUGAAAUGUCAUCGUGUUUUCAAGCCACAGUAAUGCAUUUAAGACUAAAUUUUCAUCAGUAUCCGUUGAGACUGCAUUGAGUAGAAUUCUCAGCUGGGCAUCAGUCCUAAAAACGUACGUUCAAAACAAUAUGGGAACGAAACGUGCAACCCAUUAAUGUUUUUAAUUUAAAUUUUACCUUUAUUUAACUAGGCAAGUCAGUUAAGAACAAAUUCUUAUUUUCACUGACGGCCUAGGAACAGUGGGUUAACUGCCCGUUCAGUGGCAGAAUGACUGAUUUGUAUCUUGUCAGCCCGGGGAUUUGAACUUGCAACCUUUUGGUUACUAGUCCAACGCUAACCACGAGGCUACCCUGCCGCCCCGGCAUUGAAUACUCAAUGCUGCUGCAUAAAAAAAACAUACAAUUGUACACAAAUAUAUGCGAAAUCAGUGGAGGAUAGCCUAAGGAAGUGAUGGACUACUGUAUUCGGAUUUAAUUUCUAGAACAAAAGUUGAACUCAAAAUGGAUAUCUCGUUUUUAUCCAUAUUGCAGUGGCUGUUUAAUUUUCAGUUAUGUCCAGGUGGAAAAAACGGUGAUUUCCCGACAACACAAACAGUUGGUGUCCAAUACUUACAGAAACACACUUACAAUAACACAGAAAAAGUACCAACAGCAGCUUUUUCCUUUCCUGAAUAUGACUUGAAAACAUUGAAACAAAAACAAUUCAAAGUGAAAUGAAUGAUACAUGUACAUUCAUGUGCGGUACACAUAUGUAUUUACACCUUAAAACAAAAUCAAAAUAGACAUGUUUAUGAAACAUAUGAUCCUUCUUGUUAUAUGUUCACAUGUUAGAGGAUUUUAAUCAAGCGUGUCAAAAUCCUAGGCAUUGAACAAAGAAACAGUCAAUGCUGACUACUGUAAAGUACAGAUGAAAAACAACAAAUAUUUCAGUUCCAUCUCUCUCAUUACGAAACAAUGAAGUCAUUUGAACAUAAGUUCUCUGUCAUUCUCCCAUCUCAUCUCUCUGCAUGUGAACUAUUUAGUUAUUAUCCUGAAUGUAAUAAUUGAUUAACGUGGAAAUAAAUCAAGAAAUGCUCUCUUAAAACCGUAUAUUUGAAACAGGCGCUUGUUUAACUGGUAUUGGGAUGGCAUAUACUAUUACUGGGCUCUGCUUUACUGUUUUUCCCUAAGAUGUUGUUGUUCUAAGAAACGCUGUACUCCUGUAGUUCUUCUGUUUUUGCAGCUGUAUUAAUCAUAGGUCUGUUACUAUCUUCAAGUGCAAUAUUCUCGCGCUCUCUCUCUCUCUUUAAAUCUAAAAUGCAAAAAACUAGAACUACUGCAGAUUCAUUGUAAAAGGGAAACAGCCUGGUGAUGACAAAUAAAAAUACAUUUAUUGAAAUCAGAC
This is a messenger RNA of Oncorhynchus gorbuscha (pink salmon), 17908 nucleotides long. Its product is annotated as microtubule-associated protein 1B-like. Gene Ontology annotation, cellular component: dendrite; neuronal cell body; synapse. Gene Ontology annotation, biological process: dendrite development; axonogenesis; regulation of microtubule depolymerization. Lineage: Eukaryota; Metazoa; Chordata; Actinopteri; Salmoniformes; Salmonidae. Gene Ontology annotation, molecular function: microtubule binding; actin binding. The record is from RefSeq and is a predicted model, not a curated record.